This is a messenger RNA of Symbiodinium sp. CCMP2456, 861 nucleotides long. The record is from the annotation of a GenBank genome assembly. NCBI's taxonomy places the organism in Eukaryota, Dinophyceae, Suessiales, Symbiodiniaceae.
UUUCGCUUCUCCCGGGAGUUGUCCCUGAUGGCGCUCAUGAUCAUUGACUCCUUGCGAUCGCUGAUGUGGGCCUUGUUGAUGCUUCUGUUAAUGAUUUUCGUCUUCGCGGUCUGGUUCACCACCAACGCCACCUUCUACUUGAAGCCCAAUGCGGACUUGUCCAGAGAUGAUUGGUUCGAGCAGCUGCAAAGCUCUUCAAUCGAGAAUGUGGUCAACAUCCAAGCCAACUUUGGAACACUGCAAGCGACCACAUACAGCCUCCUGCGAUCUAUGCUGGGCGGCAUCAACUGGGGAAUUCUAUGUGACAUGCUGCUGGCGAUGGAUACACUUUCUCCAAUGUUAUUCAUCUUCUAUGUCCUUUUUGCAUUGCUGGCGGUGCUGAACAUCGUGACGGGAGUGUUUGUGGACAAUGCCGUGGACAAAGCCAAGACUCAGCGGGAGUUCCUCAUCGAGAAGGAGCGGGAGGUGAAGGAGAAGUACAUCAAAGAGUUGCAAAACCUGUUCCUGGAAAUGGACGUGGAUGCAUCAGGCACCCUCACGGCAGAGGAGAUGCAGCACUUGGUGAAGGAUCCCAAGAUGUCGGCAUACUUCUCCGCUCUGGGUUUCGAGGCACAUGACUGCGUUCGCCUCUUUUCUCUGUUGGACUCGGAUGGGUCGGGGCAUGUUGACAUCGAGGAGUUCCUUGAUGGCUGCUUGCGCCUGAAGGGCAUGGCGCGCAGCAUCGACGUCCAUUUCAUCAUGGUUCUCAUCCACCGCUUACAGAAGCAGUUGAGCGGCUUCGAAACCGGGCACAACGCAGUCUUGGCGCGACUGACUCGACAAAGAUCCCGCGAGUUGUCGUCUCGCCUCCUCGGGCACUGA